CCUGCUAUUCUUGGUGUUCGAUGGUUUAAUGUGUUCGUUCUCACUGCCACGCCAGUCGUGGGAUUAUUGGGUCUUUUCUGCCGUACUCUUGAUCGUCAAACUAUAGCCUUUUCCGUGCUGUAUUAUGUUUUUUCAAUGCUUGGUAUCACCGCUGGCUAUCACCGAUUGUGGUCCCACAGGUCGUAUAAUGCAUCCAUACCCCUACAGCUAUUUCUACUCGCUGGGGGGACCAGCGCAGUUCAGGGAUCUUGCUAUUGGUGGUCCCGAUCCCAUCGGUCACACCAUCGCUAUACGGACACAGAGCUCGAUCCAUACGAUUCCAAUCGUGGGCUACUAUGGACACAUCUAGGUUGGAUGUUGUUCGUAACAGACCUUCAUUCUGGGAAAGCAGAUGUCUCCGACCUUCGAAAUGAUCCGCUAUUGAAAUUUCAACAUCGCCAUUACUUUUAUCUGCUUCUUAUCUUCGGUUUCGUCAUCCCUACCAUCAUACCUGGGCUAAUGUGGGGGGAUUGGAUAGGUGGAUUUUGUAUUGCUGCAUGCCUUCGUCUGGUCGUGGCUCAUCAUGGUACCUUUUGCAUCAAUUCCAUCGCCCACUAUCUGGGUUCAACACCCUUUGACGACAAAUUGACUCCUCGUGAUCAUUUCCUGUCUGCGAUUCUUACGAUGGGUGAGGGAUAUCACAAUUUCCACCACCAGUUUCCUAUGGAUUAUCGUAACGCCAUCCGUUGGUAUCAGUACGAUCCAACGAAGUGGUUUAUAGCGACAUGUAAAGCUCUUGGGUUGGCCUCCCACCUUCGAAUGUUUUCGAAAAAUGAAAUUGAGAAGGGGGCGUUGACAAUGAAGCUCAAAAAACUUAAAAAGGUACAAGAAUCCCUUUACUGGCCAACGCCUAUCAAAGAACUGCCGGUAAUGUCCUGGGAAUCAUUCCAGGAACAAGCGAAGACGCGGCCGCUUAUCCUGGUGGCAGGCUUUAUCCACGAUGUUACGGCUUUUCUCCACGACCAUCCUGGGGGGUCUUCUAUCCUGACUGCAAGUUCAGGCAAAGACAUGACUUCUUCAUUCUUCGGGGGUGUCUACAGCCACUCCAAUGCUGCGCAUAACUUGCUAUCCAUGAUGCGAGUGGGCGUCCUUCAUGGUGGCGUCGAAAUGCCGGCAGAGCACGCUCUUCCUCCUGCCCAAAGCCUCUAUGUUGCCACGCGUCUUGGCGCCAUAUAA
Molecule: messenger RNA, 1215 nt
Organism: Desarmillaria tabescens
Lineage: Eukaryota; Fungi; Basidiomycota; Agaricomycetes; Agaricales; Physalacriaceae
Product: delta 9-fatty acid desaturase protein
Exons: 6
Biological process (GO): unsaturated fatty acid biosynthetic process
Cellular component (GO): endoplasmic reticulum membrane
Molecular function (GO): stearoyl-CoA 9-desaturase activity; heme binding; iron ion binding
Source: RefSeq, a predicted model, not a curated record